Pongo pygmaeus (Bornean orangutan) is the source of this 7389-nucleotide messenger RNA. RefSeq names its product WD repeat domain 26 (gene WDR26). Gene Ontology annotation, molecular function: protein binding. Gene Ontology annotation, biological process: proteasome-mediated ubiquitin-dependent protein catabolic process. The record is from RefSeq and is a predicted model, not a curated record. Gene Ontology annotation, cellular component: GID complex. The coding region runs from base 703 to 2694 and encodes 663 amino acids. The transcript has 14 exons. NCBI's taxonomy places the organism in Eukaryota, Metazoa, Chordata, Mammalia, Primates, Hominidae.
CAUUAGGCAGCAGCUGGGGGAAGAAUCAACACACCAGGGAGCAGAGCGGAGCGGACCCGAGGACAGAGGCGGCAGCUGCCUCCGCUGCCGCCCGCCGCCGCCGCCGCCGCCGCAGCCACUGCCGGGGCUCAGCCCAGCGGCGGGCCCCGCGCCCCCGCAGCCGCCCCGCGGCGACCCCCGGCGCGACCCCCGGGCCGCGCACCCCGAGCUGCCUCCGGGAGGGGGGGGGGAAAGGGCCCGGAUCCUCCUUCUCCCCCUCCUCCUCCUCCCCCUCCUCUCACCCUCACCCACCUACCCUGACCCCCUCCCCGCCUCCCCGGCCCCCCUCACCCCGACCCUCUCCCCGGCCCCCGCCUCCCCUCCCCCGCCUCGCCCCACCGGCUUCCCACCACGGCCUCUCUCGGCGAGGAAACUCUGGCCUCCGCUUCCUCCUCCUCCGACUCGGACACCGGCGGAGCCUCCCCGCCCCCGCGGAAGAAACCCCGAGCCUCGGCGGCGGAGGGAGCAGGAGAGCCCGGGGCUUCGGCAGGCAGAGCAGGCCUCUCCCCUCCGUCCUCGUCGUCCUCGUCGUCCUCGUCCUCGUCCUCCUCCUCCUCCUCCUCCGUGGUGGUAGUGGUGGGACUCCCCCCGGCUGCUGCCUCUCCCGCCGCCGCUGCUGUCCCCCACCGAAGUAGCGGCCACAGCCUGGUCAGCGGCAGCAUCAUGCAGGCCAACGGGGCAGGAGGAGGAGGAGGAGGCGGCGGCGGCGGCGGCGGCGGUGGAGGAGGAGGGGGCGGCGGGGGCCAGGGACAGACCCCGGAACUCGCCUGCUUGUCGGCCCAGAACGGGGAGUCGUCCCCCUCGUCGUCGUCGUCCGCGGGGGACCUGGCCCACGCCAAUGGGCUCCUGCCUUCCGCCCCCUCCGCCGCCAGCAACAAUAGCAACAGCCUGAAUGUCAAUAACGGGGUUCCCGGCGGGGCGGCCGCCGCAUCCUCAGCCACCGUCGCAGCUGCCUCCGCCACCACCGCCGCCUCCUCUUCCUUGGCCACCCCAGAACUGGGCAGCAGCCUCAAGAAGAAGAAGCGGCUCUCCCAGUCAGAUGAGGAUGUCAUUAGGCUAAUAGGACAGCACUUGAAUGGCUUAGGGCUCAACCAGACUGUUGAUCUCCUCAUGCAAGAGUCAGGAUGUCGUUUAGAACAUCCUUCUGCUACCAAAUUCCGAAAUCAUGUCAUGGAAGGAGACUGGGAUAAGGCAGAAAAUGACCUGAAUGAACUAAAGCCUUUAGUGCAUUCUCCUCAUGCUAUUGUGGUAAGAGGCGCACUUGAAAUCUCUCAAACGUUGUUGGGAAUAAUUGUGAGGAUGAAGUUUUUGCUGCUGCAGCAGAAGUACCUAGAAUACCUGGAGGAUGGCAAGGUCCUGGAGGCACUUCAAGUUCUACGCUGUGAAUUGACACCGCUGAAAUACAAUACAGAGCGCAUUCAUGUUCUUAGUGGGUAUCUGAUGUGUAGCCAUGCAGAAGACCUACGUGCAAAAGCAGAAUGGGAAGGCAAAGGGACAGCUUCCCGAUCUAAACUAUUAGACAAACUUCAGACCUAUUUACCACCAUCAGUGAUGCUUCCCCCACGGCGUUUACAGACUCUCCUGCGGCAGGCGGUGGAACUACAAAGGGAUCGGUGCCUAUAUCACAAUACCAAACUUGAUAAUAAUCUAGAUUCUGUGUCUCUGCUUAUAGACCAUGUUUGUAGUAGGAGGCAGUUCCCAUGUUAUACGCAGCAGAUACUUACGGAGCAUUGUAAUGAAGUGUGGUUCUGUAAAUUCUCUAAUGAUGGCACUAAACUAGCAACAGGAUCAAAAGAUACAACAGUUAUCAUAUGGCAAGUUGAUCCGGAUACACACCUGCUAAAACUGCUUAAAACAUUAGAAGGACAUGCUUAUGGCGUUUCUUAUAUUGCAUGGAGUCCAGAUGACAACUAUCUUGUUGCUUGUGGCCCAGAUGACUGCUCUGAGCUUUGGCUUUGGAAUGUACAAACAGGAGAACUAAGGACAAAAAUGAGCCAGUCUCAUGAAGACAGUUUGACAAGUGUGGCUUGGAAUCCAGAUGGGAAGCGCUUUGUGACUGGAGGUCAGCGUGGGCAGUUCUAUCAGUGUGACUUAGAUGGUAAUCUCCUUGACUCCUGGGAAGGGGUAAGAGUGCAAUGCCUUUGGUGCUUGAGUGACGGGAAGACUGUUCUGGCAUCAGAUACACACCAGCGAAUUCGGGGCUAUAACUUCGAGGACCUUACAGAUAGGAACAUAGUACAAGAAGAUCAUCCUAUUAUGUCUUUUACUAUUUCAAAAAAUGGCCGAUUAGCUUUGUUAAAUGUAGCAACUCAGGGAGUUCAUUUAUGGGACUUGCAAGACAGAGUUUUAGUAAGAAAGUAUCAAGGUGUUACACAAGGGUUUUAUACAAUUCAUUCAUGUUUUGGAGGCCAUAAUGAAGACUUCAUCGCUAGUGGCAGUGAAGAUCACAAGGUUUACAUCUGGCACAAACGUAGUGAACUGCCAAUUGCGGAGCUGACAGGGCACACACGUACAGUAAACUGUGUGAGCUGGAACCCACAGAUUCCAUCCAUGAUGGCCAGCGCCUCAGAUGAUGGCACUGUUAGAAUAUGGGGACCAGCACCUUUUAUAGACCACCAGAAUAUUGAAGAGGAAUGCAGUAGCAUGGAUAGUUGAUGGUGAAUUUGGAGCAGACGACUUCUGUUUAACUUAAAAUUAGUCGUAUUUUAAUGGCUUGGGAUUUGGUGCAAACAAACAUGAUUGAUAGCUGGACAGACAUGCUCGUCAUGAAAAAAGAACCAUUUCUGAAGCCCGAUUGGGGCCAAACAUUUACACCUUGCUUCAUAGUAACCAGUUGAGAUGAAGCACGUCGUUAGAACGUUGUUGGACACCAUGUUGAAUUAUCCCCCCAUCGGUUGUGAAGAACUGUGCUACAUUCAGGCUUACCCAUUGAACUCAGUAUAUAUAUUUUUUUCCUUCCUGUCUUUUGUCUGGCAGGAUACCAUUCUUGUUGCUCUUCUGUGUAAUGAAGUUUAAAUGCUUGUUUGGAAAACUUUAUUUAACAGUUUAGAAGGCUUGAUAGAAAGAGUGCAUUAGUCUGAAGAGUAUACAUUGGAUAGGAAAGAAUUUCCUCCUUUUGUUUCUCCAAAUCUUUCCGCCUUAUUUAGCUUGAGAUCUUUGCAGCUUGGUUCAUGGAUUCUAGCCUUGCCCGUUGCGCAGUAUAUACUGAUCCAGAUGAUAAACCAGUGAACUAUGUCAAAAGCACUCUCAAUAUUACAUUUGACAAAAAGUUUUGUACUUUUCACAUAGCUUGUUGCCCCGUAAAAGGGUUAACAGCACAAUUUUUUAAAAAUAAAUUAAGAAGUAUUUAUAGGAUUAAAGUGACUUCAUUUGUAUACAUUUGGAAUCUAAACCAGCUUAAAAACAGUUUCCUCAAUGACUUAGAUACACAGUAUAACUGAUGCUCUUCUGGAAUACCACAUGAGACAUGGUCAGAGACAGCGCUUGGAAGGACAUUACACAGGAAAUUCAGAGUAAUGCUUUGAAGAUUUCCCCCUUUUGUUUUAUUCCUGAAGGAACAUCAGUACCCGAUCUUGAAGAAAUUCAAGAUUCAAAAAGAAUUUUAAAUACACCAACAUGAGAGAUCAGUAGUCAGUUGGUUUUCAGUAAAGCUUUUUCCAAGUUGUUCUCAACUUAGGAAGUAAUUUUGGUGUGAUCUAGCAAAAGAGUAGAAAUCAGCAGAUACAACCACUUUGGAAGUUUAUAGUAUAAUUGAAAUUAUUAGAAGAAUUCAGCAGGUUACAGACAUACUUAAACUGGGAUUAAAACCUCAUAGUCAUUUCUCUUAAUUGCCCUUAAUAUUUUGACAUAUAGGGAUACUUAAAUUUAAAGAAUAUUUCUUCUCAGUUUUUUCACAUAUUGCCAUACUGAACCUCAUUCUAAACUGGUGCUGUGGAUAGUCUUUCCCUCUCCCCUCCUGUUUUAGUUUAAGGAAAGGUUUCCUUCAUGGAAAAGCACUUUUAAUUUUGAGAAUUUCACAUUUAAAAUAAGCCAGAAGCCUGAUGUUCACAUUGUGCUUUUAAACUCCGUAACAGCUGAAUACAACAUAACAUAGUCUCCCUUGAAAUUCCCUCCCUUUUUCAGUAGAGGAUAAAUAGGGUGACUCCAGCUGUUGGAAUGAGAAUGGGGAUACCCCCAAAAUAAGAUUCUGGUGAAGAUAAAGUCGUGUACUAAGUUCCCCUUUAGGCGUACUCAAGUCUAUAAUAUAAUUAUGAUCAUGAAUAGACUCCUCCAGAAUCCACAAAGAGAACAGGGCUUGGAUGUCAAAAAUUCUUCCAUUGUGGGGUAGGUGGUUGGGGAUGGGAGAAAGGGAAAAGUCAGGGAAGGGGAGAAGAAAGAAAAACACAUUUGGCCUUAAAAUAGCUUGCAUUCUCCCAGAAGCCCAUAGUAAAGAAAAUGACAGAUCGUGGUCAGCAGACUCUUAUCAAAUUGGUAUGUAAAAGAUUUCUUCAAGCUCCGUUUUGCAGAGACCACCACUUAGAGAAUCAAAAAAUUCCUGUUUUGAUACUUAUAAGUUAAAAUAUAUGUUACAGUUUAUCUGGUACUUCAUUUUUCUUAACUAAAACUACUUUUUACUUUAAGCUUGAAUAAAAAUCAUCAUUGGUAACUGUAUGUAAUUAAGUGGCAACUUCUCUUUACCUCAGUAUAGUUAAAAACCAUUCAUAUUUUAAGUGAUUCAUGUAUACCCUGAAGCCGUUAAUACACCCCAGUCUCUACGGUAACAUCACUAAAUGUGGGCAUAGAAACUCCACGGCUGUUUACAAAUUUGGUUACAGUGUGCUAUGGUGCAUUUGUAACACUCAGAUUUGUGCCCAUUCAGGGGCAAUUUGGCACUCAGAUUCUACUCUACUUCACCUAACCACCCCUAGAUCUGAGUUUUCAGAGUGCUUCUGAAGUACAGUUAAAAAACACUUUUUAAAAAGUGGAGUAAAAGUGAGGCACAUUUUACAAGAACAUAACUCCUAUUAAAACGGAGUAACAACUAUGCAAAGGUUUCUAUAGCAGCUAGGUGAGUUUGUUUUCCGGGUCUGUCUUAACUGGCAGCUUCCUGUAUAUACUGGUACUUUGCUGUGCCAAUUUGCUGUAAACGUCUGUUUCAUACAUUUGCCAUGCAGUGACUGUGCUAGAAAGGUGAAAUAAAUGGUAAAGAAGCCUAGGAUUUUAUGGUGUAAGAAACUGAUCGAAGGAUUUUCUGAUCCAUAGCUAUUAAUUGAAAACUUCUGAUAGUGCUAUAGGCUCUAUAGUAGGCUUAAGAGUGAGUCUUACACUACGAAGCCAGCCACAAGAUACUAACAAAUGUAUAAAUUGAAAAGUACCAAUACUUUUUGCACAUAGAUCAAAAUAGAGUGGAGAAUUUGGGCUCCAAAAAUCAGGUUAGUAGGCUCAUUUCCAUGUGCUUAAAAAUGUUUUUGUUGUUAUGCAUUGAUUAAGGGCUAGAGCAAAUAUAAAAUUAAAUGUCUUUUUCCUCCAAAUAAUUGGUUAUUAAUGGUAAAAUGUUGGACUUGGGGAUUACUGAGAUUAGUAUGUGGGUAGUAAAGAAUUGGAGUGGGAGUUAGUGGGGAGGGAUGACAAAGCUUCAGCUUUGGUUUUUGUAUUUUAUUAGUCUUCAUAACAGCUACAUUUCUGUUGCUCUUAUUGGCCAGAUAAAUGUGUUAUAUUAAACCAGGUAAGUAUUUUAAACAGAACAUUUUAUUUGCAUAUAUCCCUAUAAAUUGGCCCAUUUUAUUGGGUGGGGGGAUAAAAAAGGGAUUCCCUAACUUUAUAUAAUCAGAAUAUCCUGCAAUUGAAAGGAGAAAAAAAUCCAAUUUUGUCAGUAUUUUCUUAGUAUGAAAAAAAACAGAAGUAGUAAUAUGGUGAAUUUUAUUAUUAGGAGUGUUCUGCCUCUAGAGUGGCAUUCCAUGACAUUAAUAGAAAAUCCUUCUUUCCCACCCUUCCCCAUCUUGAAAUUUUCUUUUUUAGGAUGUUGGUUCCUGCAAACAAGAACUGACCCUAUCACCUCUGCCUCACAGUGGGUAAAUAUAUCGUACAUCUCUUGAAAGGGAAAAUAUCCAUGUCAGUUUCUUUCACAGUAGAAGAAUGGCUGCUUUUGAAUGGGGAGGAAAGAAGACAUUUUUCUUAAUAUCCUUUUUGUCCCAUCUCUAAAAUGUAUAAAUAUUUUGAUUUGGUUUUACUUUCUCAUUCAUAAUUUAGCAACUCUCCUUUUGGGUUGCCCUCCAACACAUUACUUCCAUUUCAGAAACCAUAUCUGAUUUAAUAUAAACUGCUAACUUAAGAAGAGGUGAAUUUGCAUUUACACUUAGACACUUUCUAAAAACAGGGUGAACUUAAUUGAAAUUUUUCAGUGUUGUUAAGCUAUUGUUAUAGUAGCUGCCCUAUAGUUACAAAAAUAAAAACUAUAAAAACCCAUCCCCUAUCUACUUAAUCCAGAUAGCCUGGAUUUAACAAAACUAAUAGUAUAAAAAUGUGUGUGUGUGUGUUCUGUGUGUGUGUGAGAGAGAGAGUACGUGAUUCAUUAAAAAGUCCUGGAAACAGCUGUUCUAGGAUCUUGUCAUUUUUACUAAAAGUCUCGUGCACAUGUGAAGUGCCCUCUGAGUUUAAGGUUUGGUUAAUACUGGUAUAUUUUUAUAAGAUUGAAAUUGUGUCCCCAUCUUUAACUUAAACAUUUUCGUUAUCAGGGUCAAUGUGCUAGAACUGAAUUGUAACAUUUUUAGGCACAGAUGGAAAAAAAUGUUAUUGGCUCCUUGAAAAUGUGUGUGUGUGGCGAGGGGAAUAGAUCCACAAAAGCAUGUAUGUACUUACAAACCAAGCUGUAGAGAUCAAGAAAAGAACUUAAAUGUUGAUCUCAAGAUUUCUAAAUUGUCAAGAUUUACAUGGCAUUGUGGUGGAACUAGUUAACACUUAGAGCUUUUGGUAUGUAAUAACUAUUUGCUAUGGACUGAUUAAAUGUUUCAAAAGAUUGUGUUCUUCAAUUUUGGUGGGUUUUGAUUUUUGUUUUUUUAACUGCCUCUCAGAUUAUAUUUACUUAGUUUAAAUUUCUUUGCUUUAUUCAUUAAAGUAUAAAAACUUCAGGUCUCUGAUAUUUAUUUUCACUUGUUUACUAAUUAUUUACAAAACACCCUUUGUUGACUUUUAUUUUAUAAAUGUGUAAUGUAUUAAACGUCUUUAAAUUUUUGUUCAACUGAAACUACAUUAACUUUGAUUUGCUUUACUGGGAUUUUUUUUAAAGACACCUUUUCCAUGUCAGUGCGCAGCACUUAACCAGUCGUUUGUAUUCCCUUUCUUUCAAUCCAAUAAACAGAAUGAAUACCUAAA